Messenger RNA from Anopheles merus, 900 nucleotides. RefSeq names its product transformer-2 protein homolog alpha-like. NCBI's taxonomy places the organism in Eukaryota, Metazoa, Arthropoda, Insecta, Diptera, Culicidae. Bases 1 to 900 code for a protein of 299 amino acids. The record is from RefSeq and is a predicted model, not a curated record. The transcript is spliced from 3 exons.
AUGGCCAAUACGAAAGCUAUUUUAACGAUUGAGGGAUCGUCGACGAUAACCACCUACACUAUCAUAUCCACACCACCAAGGACACCGACAACAGGCCCAGCAACGUCCCCGCAAGAUCCACAAUUGUCACCACCAACACCACCGACCAGCAGCAUUAAUUUGCCGAUCACUUCUGAUACACCGAACCGAACAACCUCCGAAGAACGUGCUCCGAACCCUUCGGACGAAUCACCUCCACCACCACCAUCACGCAUCAGCCCCCAACAGGCGGAAGACAAUAAUAAGUUGGACUGCAGUGAGCGCUUCGAGCGGCGUAGAAACUCCUUUUUCGAAAGCAUUCGCGCAGUAGUGGUACGUGGCACCAAUAGCAGACACCAACAACAGGCAACGAACCAACUCGACACGGAAGAAGGCAGCGACGAGCUGCAAUCACUGCGUGCGCCAGCAGCAACAACAGCUUCGCAUCAUCACCAACGGUCCAACGUGGAUUUUGGACCCGCCGACAGGACGACAGCAACGACGGCCGCCAAUAUUACUUCCACCGCAAACAUCGCCUCCACCACCACCACCAUCACGUCGGCGAACAGUUACUCCCGGAAUAAGUCGACCACACGCAGCUGGCCCGUGAUACAUCGUAACAAUUCCUACUACCGCUACCAAACAUCCAGUGGCAGUGGCGGCGGAAGCGGCGGCGGUGGUGGUGGUGGUGGUGGUGGCGAAAGUGGGACUCAACAGUCCUCCUCCGCUCACCGGCGACAACCAUCAUCGCAUCAGCACGGCUAUCUACAGUACGAUUACGAUGCACCCCUGCUGCAGUACGGUGGCGGCGGCGGUGGCGGCGGCUUAAGCUACUACCCGCCCAAUGAUACGAACAACAACACGCUGGUCUCCCAGCAUUGA